This is a messenger RNA of Callorhinus ursinus (northern fur seal), 1428 nucleotides long. It is a transcript of the gene PDZD11, whose product is annotated as PDZ domain containing 11. NCBI's taxonomy places the organism in Eukaryota, Metazoa, Chordata, Mammalia, Carnivora, Otariidae. The record is from RefSeq and is a predicted model, not a curated record. Gene Ontology annotation, molecular function: protein binding.
AUCUGGCAGCCCUCACUAAUCUCUUUGGGGACCAGAGGGCGACAUCGCAGUGCCACUCUUACAGGAAUUCCCUUCACCUCUUCCUUCAUGAUCCUAUCGCAGCACCGUCUCUGCGGGGCGGAAAAAAGAAGAUACUUGCUGAUGAAUCUUGGCGCCAGCCAAUCGGAGCGCAGACAGAUUGCGGGCAGAGCACGCACGUCGGCGCGCGCAGGAAGACGCGUUGGGAAGGGGAGGACCUGCGCGCCGCACCCUGAACCCGCCCUUUCCGAUCCACCCGAGCAUCCGCUUCCGGCUUCCAGACUGAAUUGGCGAGCCUUGCUGGAGAUGGACAGCCGGAUUCCUUAUGAUGACUACCCCGUGGUCUUCCUGCCUGCCUAUGAGAAUCCCCCGGCAUGGAUCCCACCUCAUGAGAGAGUAUAUCACCCAGACUACAACAAUGAGUUGACCCAGUUUCUGCCCCGAAUUGUCACACUGAAGAAACCCCCUGGAGCUCAGUUGGGAUUUAAUAUCCGAGGAGGAAAGGCCUCCCAGCUAGGCAUCUUUAUCUCCAAGGUGAUUCCCGACUCGGAUGCACAUCGGGCAGGACUUCAGGAAGGGGACCAAGUCCUAGCUGUGAAUGAUGUGGAUUUCCAAGACAUUGAGCACAGCAAGGCUGUUGAGAUCCUGAAGACAGCCCGCGAAAUCAGCAUGCGUGUCCGCUUCUUUCCCUACAAUUAUCAUCGUCAAAAAGAGAGGACUGUACACUAGAGAGUUGCAGCCCAUAGCCCUCCACAGGGAAUCUUCUAGGACAAGCUGGUUAGGCCUCAGGGCAGCCUCUUGGGAACCUCAACUCUCGGCCCCACCCUGGCAGAGUGGCACGGGGAGGAUGGGGAUACAGUGAGGCCCUGCCACCGAGCCAGCUAGCCAGCUGCAUUACCUAAACUGUACUGUACUCCUUGUUCCCUCGUUCUGUAGGUGAGCUUCAUUCAUUCCCUCAAACGGGAAGGAUGGAGAUACCUAGGUAUAGCCUGUGGAGAGCGCAGCUAGAAAAGGCAACUGACAUUUAUUGAAUAUCACGUGCUAGACAACUACACACGUGUCAUAUCAUGUUCAUCAGAGUCUAGAAAUCAAUAGAAAAAAGAAUCUUGAGGCAACUGACGUUUAUUGAAUACCAUGUGCUAGCCAAUUACACACGUGUCAUAUGUUCAUCAGAGUCUAGAAAUCAAUAGCAAAAAGGAUCCUGGGGGCCUUCCAUCUCAUCCCUUCGUUGUACUACCAGUCUCAAAUCGCUCCGGAGACUCCCUGGGACUGCCCCCCCCCCCACUCCCUCCUAUCCUCUCUCCCCCAAAAUAGUAAAAGGCAAUGCUGAGGAAAUGUCGGUGUGACUUUUGGAUGAUAUUGACUGGGUUUUAAAUGCUAUUGAGGCAAAAAUAAAAGCUCUUCCAAAGA